Molecule: messenger RNA, 4413 nt
Organism: Betta splendens (Siamese fighting fish)
Lineage: Eukaryota; Metazoa; Chordata; Actinopteri; Anabantiformes; Osphronemidae
Product: cGMP-dependent protein kinase 1
Exons: 18
Coding region: 294-2348 (684 amino acids)
Biological process (GO): protein phosphorylation
Molecular function (GO): ATP binding; cGMP-dependent protein kinase activity
Source: RefSeq, a predicted model, not a curated record
GGGAGAGAGAGAGAGCGAGCGAGGGGGAGGCAGGAAGAGAGGGGGGCAAACUUUGUGGUCGUGCCGGAGACGUUUUACGGGCUCACCUAAGCAAUCGUGACGACCCCCCGAACAAACCUCCGCGUAAAUUCCCCGCAUCCGCUCGUGGCGGCGAGCGGCGAGGACUCGGCAUCCCCCGAAGCUGUUGAUGCCGGAUAAAGUUUAUGGGCAGCGUGGCAGAGGAGCGAGGAUAAAUACUGGACCGCACAGCCGUCGAUAAACUUACUGGAAGUCUCCCGUCGCCUGCAGCCGCAAUGGGCACCCUGCGCGACCUCCAGUACGCGCUGCAGGAGAAGAUCGAGGAGCUGCGCCAGCGGGACGCGCUCAUCGACGAGCUGGAGCUGGAGCUCGACCAGAAGGACGAGCUCAUACAGAGGCUGCAGAACGAGCUGGACAAAUACCGCUCCGUGAUCAAACCGGCAACCCAGCAGGUCCACAAGCAGAACGAGCUGCACGAGCAGCAGCGGACGAAGCGGCAGGCGAUCUCGGCCGAACCCACCGCCUUCGACAUCCAGGAUCUUAGCCAUGUCACGCUACCUUUCUACCCCAAAAGCCCACAGUCUAAGGAUCUGAUCAAGGAGGCCAUCCUGGACAACGACUUCAUGAAGAACCUGGAGUUAUCGCAGAUCCAGGAGAUCGUGGACUGCAUGUACCCUGUGGAGUAUGGGAAGGACAGCUGUAUCAUUAAGGAGGGCGACGUGGGCUCACUGGUCUACGUCAUGGAAGAUGGAAAGGUGGAGGUGACGAAGGAGAGUUUGAAACUCUGCACAAUGGGGCCGGGAAAGGUGUUUGGAGAACUGGCAAUUCUCUACAACUGCACCAGGACUGCAACUGUCAAAACUCUAACAAAUGUGAAGCUGUGGGCCAUCGACCGACAGUGUUUUCAGACGAUCAUGAUGAGGACGGGCCUCAUCAAGCACACGGAAUAUAUGGAAUUUUUGAAAAGCGUCCCAACGUUCCACGACUUGCAGGAAGACAUUCUCAGCAAGCUUGCAGAUGUUCUCGAGGAGACACAUUAUGAAGAUGGAGAGUACAUCAUCAGACAAGGGGCCAGAGGAGACACCUUCUUCAUCAUCAGUAAAGGAAAGGUUAAUGUGACGAGGGAGGACUUGCCCAACGGAGAGCCCGUCUACCUGCGCAGUCUAGGAAAAGGAGACUGGUUCGGGGAAAAAGCCCUGCAAGGGGAGGACAUCAGGACGGCCAACGUCAUUGCAGCAGAGGCGGUCACCUGUCUGGUGAUUGACAGAGAUUCGUUCAAGCACCUGAUUGGAGGUUUGGAAGACGUUUCCAGUAAAGGCCAUGAGGACGCUGACGCCAAAGCCAAGUACGAGGCAGAGAACGCUUUUUUCUUCAACCUCAACCUUGCCGACUUCAACAUCAUCGACACCCUUGGAGUCGGAGGCUUUGGACGUGUCGAGCUGGUUCAACUCAAGAGCGAUGAGAACAAAACCUUUGCGAUGAAGAUCCUGAAGAAGCGGCACAUCGUCGACACGAGGCAGCAGGAGCACAUUCGUUCAGAGAAGCUCAUCAUGCAGGAGGCCCACUCGGACUUCAUUGUUAGACUCUAUAGAACUUUCAAGGACAGCAAGUACCUCUACAUGCUGAUGGAAGCUUGUUUAGGAGGUGAGCUGUGGACCAUUCUUCGGGACCGGGGUUCAUUCGAGGACUCGACCACCAGGUUUUACACGGCCUGUGUGGUUGAGGCCUUCGCCUACCUGCAUUCCAAAGGCAUCAUCUACAGAGACCUCAAACCAGAGAACCUUAUACUGGACCACAGGGGCUAUGCCAAACUCGUGGACUUUGGAUUUGCCAAAAAGAUUGGGUUUGGGAAAAAGACGUGGACCUUCUGUGGUACGCCGGAGUAUGUAGCACCAGAGAUCAUUCUGAACAAAGGUCACGAUAUCUCAGCCGACUACUGGUCUCUAGGAAUCCUCAUGUUUGAGCUCCUAACUGGCAGCCCCCCAUUCUCUGGCCCCGAUCCCAUGAAGACGUACAACAUCAUCCUGAGAGGCAUCGACAUGAUCGAAUUUCCAAAGAAAAUCACCAAAAAUGCUGCCAACCUAAUCAAAAAGCUAUGCAGGGAUAAUCCUUGUGAAAGACUGGGAAACUUGAAAAACGGUGUCAAAGACAUCCAAAAGCACAAAUGGUUUGAGGGCUUUAACUGGGAAGGCUUGAAGAAGGGGACACUGACGCCUCCUAUUAUCCCUAGUGUCACAUCAGCCAUCGACACAAGUAACUUCGACAGCUUCCCUGAGGACAACGAGGACCCGCCUCCCGACGACACCUCCGGCUGGGACGUUGACUUUUGAAGCCCCGUCCCCUUAAAACCAAAACAAACUCUCCUUUUGUUGGUUCGGAGGCCACGUCGACUCGAGGAUGUGGCUGUGUCAUAAGAAUACUGCAUUAAGAGUGAAAGCGGACGCGGGAAAGAAGAUAAUGGCAAACCCUCUGGGUCACCGAUAUGCCUUCAUUUCACUGUGGCUCUGGAUCAAGCAUUUAUAAUGGGACUGCUGUAGCACUUCUUCAGUGUUGUCUUACGCUAGGUUCUAAGGGAAGGGAAGUGCAGCUAUGCACGCACAUACACACAGCGGCCGAGGCUGGAGCCUGGUUUUCUUACGUUACAGGGAAAAGAGGGUUGGAGAAUUCAAUAGCCUGCGAGUUUUGUUUCUAGGAUAAAAAAAGUGUAUGAAAAGUGCAGCGAUGGGCCGCUCAGAACGCGAGCAGGCCAAUCAUUGAUUCUGUUCUGUGUUGGUUUCUCCUCGUUAUUUGGUCUUCGGGAGGUUAUAAGAUGCUACUGCAGCUGCUCUGUGGUUUUUUCUUUUGACAUGCAGCUCCGAUACUCUCCAGAGAUCUACACACUACAGUUUGCAAGUAAAACUGGUUCAAGUGCUUAAGACUGACCUGAAUGUCACCAGUUUCCUUCCUGUUUAGCAUCCAUGUGUACGGUUAUUAGCAUUUGAGCCUCUCACACGAACACAGCCAGGCUGAAAUCAGAUACUUAGUAAACUUUCUAUGAGAAUAAUCUACCUUGAGAAGCACAAAGGCUUGUGCAUUCAGUGGAAAGACACGUGACUCUUCAAGUGCCCUGCUUCAAAUGUAAUGACUCACACACCGACACACAUGAAAUGUCCGCUAGUAUUUCCAAGAUGUAACAUGUCAUUAUGCAUCCAAGACCAUUAAGUGAGAAGAUCAGCAGCUCAUUUCAAGCUUCAGUAGAUGAAGUCACUCUGUUUUUGUUCUCUAAUAGGCUUUCAAUCAUGCAUAUGAACCUUCCUCUACCUACAAACGUCUUCAUUUCCUUUAGAAAUCACCCGAAUGCCUCUUCCCAUUUUACCAAACCAGGUGUCUUUCUGUUCACGCCUGUACAGUUCUGACAUAACUGUGAACAUGGCUUUGAUGUCUUUGGUGCUGUUAUUGAUAAAUUGAUAUUGCGUUACUGAAAUGACAGUACUAGGUAUUUUUUGUAUAGUAACUUUACGUGCUUGUUUUUUUGUAAUUUAAUUGGUGUCAGUUCGUUUACUUGUUUGAUAUGAUGAUAUCACUUGGCGCCUGCUACGUUGUGCUCAGUGGUAUUCUCUGAACAGGUUGAUCCAUCUUACGUUCACCCAUCCCCUUCUGCUGAGGCACUCUUACUGUAUCCUCACUAUCUUAAGCCUUCCUGGACGUCACACCAUCUUAUAAGUCCUACAGACCAAUAUAGAAAGGAGAUUGUAUUUUGAGAACCUCACAACUUAAUCACCACUCAUUCCCAAAAAUCAGAGCAUUAAAUCAGAAGUAAUGUAAGUGCCUUAAAUCAAUGGCAUAUAAAUUUAGCAUCCUUUUCAAUGCUGCAUGAACACAUAUACACCUCAAAAAAGUAUGUGUCUUCUUGGAUGGCUGCUUGUCACCUUUUGUUUUACCUAAUAAACACCUUAAUCACAAUGGAAGGAGAAAUUCAAGUCAUUUGAUGACUGAAAAAUAUGAAUACAAAGAAGAUUUCUGAUUUAUUACUUUGAUUUAUCCCACAGCAUCAUUCAUUAACUGUAAAACUUUAAAAUAAAAAAAAGAAUUGUGGCUGACACAUGCUUUGCUCUUCACGCGCUACCUAAUUCAGUCAAGUCAACCACAACUGGUCAGAUACACAGACGUUAGAUGCUAUAAAAGUGAUCUUAACAACUCACAAAUACAAGUAAUUUGUUUACCACCGUUGACAAUCUUAAACAGUAUGAUCAUGUUGAUUAUAAGGCAUCAGAAUCCUAAUUUAAAUAAAGCCAAGUGGCUGCACUCAUAUUUCAUUCCAGGAAGCCAAGCACACGCUCACAUUUAAAUUGCAUAAAUUAAAUGAUUAAUGUUGAUGGAAAGCUAAAAAUGAGAGGAAAUCUUAGUUGUGUAGGC